Adineta steineri is the source of this 1713-nucleotide messenger RNA. Lineage: Eukaryota; Metazoa; Rotifera; Eurotatoria; Adinetida; Adinetidae. The record is from the annotation of a GenBank genome assembly.
AUGUCGACCGUAGCUAUGAAUUGGAUUUAUUUAUUAUUGAUUGUUUUUAUAUCAGUUGUUGAUAGUCGUCUAGGUAGUUUUAAUGCCGGUGUUAAUGGUGGUGGAGAUUGUGCGACAUGUACAAUUGUAUUAGGUCUUGUUGAUCAUCUUACAAUUGUUUAUAAUGAUACUGCUGCUCAUGCACUCGAACGACUUUGCACAUUUCUACCAGGUGAAUUUAAAACCUAUUGUAAAGCUGCAGUAGAUUUUUUAGGACCACUUAUAAUCGAUGGUUUUAUUAAAGGAGAUAAUCCUGAUGUUAUUUGUCAUGCAUUAAAAUUUUGUCAUGAUGAUGCAGGUCAAGGCAAAUGUCGUAUUUAUCCAUCAAAAUCAUCACUUUCAGUGCCACAACGUGCUUUAAAUCUUCUUCAACGACAUCCAAGAAUAAAUUUAUUUUUAACGAAAUCAAAAAUUUGUGAAAUACCUGGUAUUAAAGAAAUCUGUCGAAUAAUUGAAAAUGUUUUUAAUAAUCAUUUACCAAUGCUUGAUCUUGAUCAAGAUCAUUUUGGUACUGAAACAACAUUACGUGGUAGUUCAUGGCGAGGAAAAGAUUGUAAUGAUUUAUCAUCACAAAUUCAUCCAGGUGCUCAUACUAUUCAAAGUGAUAGUAUGAUUGAUCAUAAUUGUAAUGGAAUAUUUGGUAUGAAUUCAGCAACAGGAAGACCAUGGGAAGACGAGUUUUGUAAUGAAACACAACGUAUGGGUAUAGCCGUAUUAGGCGAUUCUUUAUCUGCUCAUUUUCAUAUUCCGGAACAAUGGUUAGAUGCAAGUCAAUUUUCACCUGAAGCAUUCGAACAUUUAGGAUUCAUUCUUGAAAAUGAACUUGAUUGGCCUCAACUAUCAGCAAGUACGGGUCAUGUUAAUGUUAGCUGGCCUAAUAUUAUCGGUCCAACACGAUCACUUUAUGCUCGUCUAUUUGAUCUUGAUCAUUGUAAUCAUCGAGAUUAUCAAAAUAUUGCUGUCAAUGGUGCUCGUAGUAGUAGUAUGACUAAUAUUAUGAAAACUUUAUCACGUCAUCAAAAAAAUGAUGUACCACUUCUUGUUAUUUAUUCAUUAGUUGGCAAUGAUGUUUGUAAUGGUCAUCCAGAUACUAUUGAUCAUAUGACAACAGUAGAACAAAUGCAUAAAAAUGUUAUAACUACACUUACUUAUCUUGAUACAGUAUUACCUAGCGGUAGUCAUGUAGUAACUACUGGUUUAGGUAAUGGUAGUAUGUUAUAUGAUCUUUUACAUGAUCGUUUACAUCCAUUUGGUCGCAUUGGUCCACCAAUUACUUAUCCUCAAAUGUAUGAUUAUUUAUCAUGUUUACAAAUUUCACCAUGUAAUGGAUGGUUGACAUCAAAUUAUACACUUCGUGCAUUGACUACUGAUCGAGCAGUAGAAUUAUCUGCAGCAGUACGAAAUGCUACAUUUUCUUAUGAAUCUAAGCAUUUCGAUGUUGAUUAUCUUGAUUUUCCAUUUGAUCAAGCUAUUCAAGAAUGGGAAGCUCAAGGUGGUCAACCAUGGCAAUUAAUUGAAAGUAUUGAUGGUUUUCAUAUUAAUCAAUAUGGACAUGCAAUAGUCUCGGAUAUUCUUUGGGCAUGGUUUCAAAAAGAAAAACCACAUUGGUUACCAACACUUAAUCCUCAUAAUGCUGACAUUGAACGUGUCUUUAAAGAUCAAGGUGGAUAUUAA